This is a messenger RNA of Pseudoliparis swirei, 2341 nucleotides long. Its product is annotated as solute carrier family 23 member 1-like. Bases 117 to 941 code for a protein of 274 amino acids. NCBI's taxonomy places the organism in Eukaryota, Metazoa, Chordata, Actinopteri, Perciformes, Liparidae. The transcript is spliced from 6 exons. The record is from RefSeq and is a predicted model, not a curated record. Gene Ontology annotation, molecular function: transporter activity.
CCUCCUAAACACACGCUGCACUCUCUGUAUUUUGGUCUCUCUGGUUAUUUUUCAACGAUUCGCCUCUUUUUUUUAAGAAGAACUCUCCUCAAGGAGCCAAAAUCCUCGGAGUGAAGAUGCCUUCGGGGAACAUAAGUAAAGGACCCGACGAUCUGGAAUUUGAUAUGGACGUCAGCGAUCGACACCGAGGAGAAGAGGAGGAGGAUCGGAAUAAACCGACCUACUGCGUGACCGACGUUCCCCCGUGGUACCUGUGCAUGUUUCUGGCCGUUCAGCACUACCUGACCUCCUUCGGAGCGAUGACCUCCAUCCCCCUCAUCCUGUCGGAGGGCCUGUGCCUGCUGCACGACAGCCUGACCCAGAGUCGAUUCAUCAACACCAGCUUCUUCGCCAGCGGGCUGAUCACCCUGCUGCAGGCUUCCCAUCCUCCAGGGGGGCACCUUUGCAUUGCUGACCCCGUCCAUGGCCAUGCUGUCCAUGCCGGAGUGGCGCUGCCCGGCCUGGACCCAGAACGCCAGCCUGGUCAACGCCUCCUCACCCCUCUUCAUAGAAGUGUGGCAGACCCGCAUGAGAAUGGGGUUAAAGAGGUCGACCAAGUGCUUCGCAUUCUCUUGACCACCAACAUGUUCGUGGGCGGCGUUCUCGGCUUCUUCCUGGAUAACACCAUCCCCGGGACCAAACGUGAGCGGGGCCUCCUGGCCUGGAGCCCGGAGGACCCGGAGGACUCCGUCUGCGCCGCGCGAACCCAGGAGGUGUACGACCUCCCCUUCGGCAUCACCUCGCGCCUCUCGUCCCGACCCUGGGUUCGCCUCGUCCCUUUCUGCCCCUGGAGGGGCACCGGGUCCAGAACCGGGUCGGAGGACCACGGAGCGCCACGGGGGGCCGAGCAACCGCUCAUAAGCCCGGGGGGGUCUGGGGUGAACUCGCUCCAUGAGGUUUAGGGUCUGGAUUCUCCCUGGACUCACAAAAUAUAUGUAUCAUGACAACUUGAAGUCAAUUAUUCAGUUUAUUUGUAUAGCCCAUUCUCACAAAUUACUAAUUUGUCUCGGAGUGCUUUACAAUCUGUACACAUAGACAUCCCUGACCUUUGACCUCACAUCGGAUCAGGAACAACUCCCAAAUAACCCUUCAGGGGGAAGAAAAGGGAAGAACCCUUCAGGAGAGAACAGAGGAGGAUCCCUCUCCAGGACGGACAGAUGAAUAGAUGUCAUGUGACCAGAAGGAAUCAUUACACACAAAUUAAAACCACAGUAACAACACAAUCAAUGAAUAUGACAGAGUGGAUGAAUGGUUGGUCGUCGGCAUAUUCCACGAUCCAGACCUCGAUGAUCCAUCAAUUAUGAGUCAACUGUGGAUGUAAAAUCCACAGUUGACUCAAGGUCCAGAUACAAAACAUUAAAAUAGAAUAGAAUACAUAGAAAGUCACAAAGUAAAAUACAUAGAUCUACAAAUGCUCUUUAGACAGACAGCUGUACCGACGUCUCCCUGGGGAGCGUGGAGCACUGAACUUAUACUAAUUGGUACAACUUAAUAACAGAAAUUAAAAAGUGACAAAAGAAGACACUUUACUUUUAAGGACUGAUUAUGAUUUAUUCUUUCUCUGUCUUUUUGACUACAUGUCUUAGAAUCCGACUGUAGUAUUGUAAAUCCUAAUUAGACGAGGUCUUCCACUGAGAAAGCUUUUUAAAUGAGCAAAAAAUCAUGAAACAAAUAUGAUUAUUUUUUUCAAUGUGGAGGUAAAACACUUUAUUUUAUGUAAUCGGUUAAAUGACCUGUGUUUUCCUGAAUGUCUCCCGAAUUACAAAUUGUGUCUACCUGUACUAGUAAUUAACCCUUUUAUUUGGAAAGUAUCAUUUCCAUAUGUCGGGACCCUAAAAUAAGUCGAAUGAUGCCCCUGGUAGUCGCGCUGUCAGCAUGUUUAAUACGUCCUCUACAAAUAAACACUAAAAAACUUGAUUGAAAAGAGAAAAAAAUCGCAAGAAGAAAAAAAACACGCACCUAAAAAGUGUUAAAAAUCUCCUCGGCUCUUCAGUUCUGCCUCAUGGUGCUCACGACUUGCUUUUAUUUUUUAUUUUAAGAUGUUUUAUUGAUUUUCUUAUGUGUUACCCCACCGGGGAAGAGGAUUCACGCGUGUCUGAGGGCAAUUACAGAUACAAAUUAUUGGCUGUUGUUUUUUUCUGUUGACAUCGGCUGCUUCUAAUCCAACAAAGGUCAAAAGGUCAAUCGUGGUCUCGAGGAGCUUCUAGUCGUCGCCGGGGUGACGGCUGAUGACACUGAGCGGUAUCUUAUAUUCUAGAACAUGUUUCCCACUAUUUGAGAAAUAAAAAUUUCGGCACAUGAA